Molecule: messenger RNA, 2318 nt
Organism: Misgurnus anguillicaudatus (oriental weatherfish)
Lineage: Eukaryota; Metazoa; Chordata; Actinopteri; Cypriniformes; Cobitidae
Gene: avpr1ab
Product: arginine vasopressin receptor 1Ab
Biological process (GO): cellular response to hormone stimulus; regulation of systemic arterial blood pressure by vasopressin; G protein-coupled receptor signaling pathway
Cellular component (GO): plasma membrane
Molecular function (GO): peptide binding; vasopressin receptor activity
Source: RefSeq, a predicted model, not a curated record
GUAGGGUACCAAAUAACGAAUGUCAGGCGUUAACGUCAAACCUUUUUUGCGCUCGCAAAGUUAUUCCCGUUCAGUUUCUUUGUCUUAAUUAUGGGCGUGCAGUGAAAAAUCGGGAGCGAGCGGAUCAAGAUUAGGGGCGGCACUCAAGUUUUUCAGCCCCUUUUGGUGAGGGUUGUAUUUAAGGAAUGCAACAAUUCCCAGUCAAAUCUUUGUGAGUUGUGGCUCGUGUCCCUUGCCAUAACAGCUGCAUAGCACCCGAGAAUAAGCUGUCUUUCAAAUGCUUAAGUACAUGUCCAGUGUGAAAGCUUUCCCAGUGGGUGUCGGAGACUGGAAACUGUCAGGAUCCCAAUUCUGCAGCUUUUACGCAUGAGCGUCUACGUGCGCGAUGAAGCCCAGGGAAGCGCGCUCCUCUCCACACGCUUGACGCUCCGGCACGGAGAGGACGCGGGCAAUUUUACGCAUGAGAACCGGAGCCUGUUUGAGGACCCGACCAUGGUGAACCACAGCGACAACCCAAACGACCCGUUCGGUCGGAACGAAGAGGUGGCCAAAAUAGAGAUCACGGUUUUAAGCGUAACCUUCCUGGUCGCUGUGAUCGGUAACGUGAGCGUCCUGUUGGCCAUGCGCAACACCAAAAAGAAGAGCUCGCGCAUGCACCUGUUUAUCAAGCACCUGAGCCUCGCGGAUCUGGUUGUAGCUUUCUUUCAGGUCCUCCCGCAGCUGUGCUGGGAGAUCACCUUUCGCUUCUACGGACCUGACUUUCUGUGUCGGAUCGUGAAGCAUCUCCAAGUCCUCGGGAUGUUCGCCUCCACCUAUAUGAUGGUGAUGAUGACUCUGGACCGCUACAUCGCCAUCUGUCACCCGCUGAAGACCCUUCAGCAGCCCACUAAGCGUGCCUACAUCAUGAUCGGGUCCACUUGGCUGUGCAGCUUGUUGCUCAGCACACCUCAGUACUUCAUCUUUUCCUUGAGCGAGAUCCAAAACGGCUCGGAUGUGUAUGACUGCUGGGGACACUUCAUCGAGCCGUGGGGCAUACGCGCCUACAUCACCUGGAUCACCGUGGGCAUCUUCCUCAUCCCUGUCAUCGUCCUUAUGAUCUGCUACGGGUUCAUUUGCCAAACUAUCUGGAUGAACAUAAAGUGCAAGACUAGGAAAGGGACGCCGCAGAACAAGAAAAAGGGGAUGAUUGGAAAGUCGUCUGUCAGUAGUGUCACUAUCAUAUCCAGAGCCAAACUGAGGACUGUAAAAAUGACAUUUGUGAUUGUUUUGGCGUAUAUCGUAUGUUGGUCACCCUUCUUUAUCGUGCAGAUGUGGUCAGUCUGGGAUGAAAACUUCUCUUGGGAUGAUUCUGAAAAUGCAGCGGUGACCCUUUCAGCCCUGUUGGCGAGUCUCAACAGCUGCUGUAACCCCUGGAUCUACAUGCUGUUUAGUGGCCACCUCCUCUAUGACUUUUUAAGCUUUUUCCCCUGCUGUAAAAGAGCCCGAAGCUCACUUCCAAAACGGGAUUCGGACAGCAGCAUUAAGAGAAACACAUUUUUGACCAAGUUAGCAGCUGCCCAGACAACCAAAGAUGACUUUGAUUCUUUUAAGGAACCGUCCAGUCAUUCUACAGGGCCGGACCAUUCCUGUAAAUCCAGUCAAUGUGUUCCCCUUGAUUUCUCGUGUAAAUCAAGUCAAUGCAUGCCUAUGGAGUCCUCAGAGGCAGGCAUGGCGGCGACAAAUAAAGAGACAUUCAAAUAAAUUUUGUUAUGUUAUAGUAUGUUUUGUCCUGCAGAGGUACUGCUCAGCGACGUUAUGUGGUCUGCUAAUAGUCUGCUUCUAUUUGAGCCUUUAUUAAGAUCAAAUCUCUGGUGCAAGAGCUUAUCUCAUAGCCUAUCGUGAAUGACAGCUAAUGCCCUAGAAUAAUGUUAUAACUUAAGAAUAAUGUGUAAUAUGUUUAUUUUACAGCACUUUUUGUUAUAUUGCACUUUUCUUUAUGGCUAAAGUCUGUGACUUCAGAUUCGCUUAUUGCUGUGCUUUAUGUGUCCUACAUGGGUGGGAAAUGAUGCUUCCUUCCUCAGGCAGAUGUGUCUUACAUCAAUGAAAUUAAGCUUUUGGAUUGUUUACAAUAUAAAGAGUGCAUUGUUUAAAAUGUUAACUCAUUUGAGCCAAAAGAUUACUAAACGUAAACUAAAUCUGAUGAAACCUCCCUUUAGGGGUACUAGAAACAUCCACAAUUGGAAAAUCUAUUAAAAGAAUUUUACGGUUGGUCUAUGACCCUAUUUAAAAAGCUAAAUGUGUGUAUAUGCAUGUGUGACUAUAAACAAAAUUUAAUAACA